AUGUCCACCCAGAACGAAGAACAAGUAUCUUCACCUACCCAAUACCAGUCACCUAGAACCCUAGCCCUAGAAAUACCCCUAGAUAUACCAAAUCUUCAUAACUCUGACCAAUUUGAAGAAGAUCAGGAUGAAGACGAUCUAGAGGUGCUUACCCCCGUCUCUCAAUCCACUGUCCCCACUCUCAUCCGCCGUCCUCCUAUCAAACGCAAGAAACUUAACAAAAAAAACCGACGCGCUGCUGCUCUAGGAAAGAAAUGGUUGAAAAAGCUCGGAAUUCUUAAGCAAACCCUAAGACCAAUUCCUUUCCGUCCCAACAGAAACCUAGAUUUCUCCCGCCAUGAACCUCUGUUGAAACGAAUUGGGUUAUGGGAUUUUGUUCAUCUGGAGUUCGACCCCAACAUUCGUACGGAUCUCAUCGCCCAAAUCAUCGCAAAUUACAACUCGAGCGCUCGUAGCAGCUACGUCAACGGUGCAAGAGUCCGUGUGAAUCGUGCGGAUUUGUCCCGCGCAUUGAAAUUGCCGGUAGGGAAGGAUAAGAAUAUCGUCAAUGUGCAUGCGUCGGACGGUUCUGGGGAGUCUUGUGAGAAAGAAUCGGAGGAGUCGAUAGGGUUUAUCCAAGAGGUAGUGUCGAAUUGGAUGCUUUUGCAUGACGACACGUGGAUGAUGCCGCAGGAUGUGCUGAAUUGGAUGAAUAUGAUCAAAGAAGGGAAUUUUGAGAAGACUUUGUGGGCUACUUUGGUUUGGUUUAUGGUGGAGAAAGAGUUAACGGUCUCAAAGUUGGAGAAUUGUUAUUACGCUUCGCAUUUGCAGUGUUUGAUCAAAUGUCAGAAAGCGGAGUUGUUGAGAGAAGAGGUCAAACAGCAGCAGGGGGAGGUGAUAGAGGAGAUCAAAGAAGAAGAGGAGGAGGUGAGAGAGGAAGUCAAAGAGGAAGAGGAGGGGGUGGGAGAGGAGGUCAAAGAUGUAGUGGAGGAGGUGAGAGAGGAGGUCAAAGAUGUAGUGGAGGAGGUGAGAGAGGAGGUCAAAGAUGUGAGAGAGGAGGUGAGAGAAGGAGAUAAUGUUGUUAAUGUAAAAGAGAAUGUUGUGAAAGAGGAAAAGGAGGUUGUCGGAGAUGAUGAUGUCGUCAAUUUUGGGGGAAAUAAAAAUGAAGAACAACAGGGUCCUGGUUAUUGGAUGGGAAAAAUGAUGUGUGCGAAGCGGGAUAACAUGAUUGAACACUUGCAUAAGGCGAAGUUGGAGGAACAACAUAAAAGGCAGAUUGAUGUCUAUAAGCUUGAGCGUGAACUUUAUGUUAUGGCAAAUGUCCUUGAGGGAUAUAGAAGGCUUUGAAAAGAUCAUAAGGCAUUUGCUGAAUAUAGAGCACGGUGCCCGCAGGCUGAUGAUCCGCUUUACCAGGAUGUUACUGGUGGGGGUUUAGUUCUAAGCACUAUGGAACUGGAAAAGGAAAGUGUGAAGCAAGAAGAAGAGAGAAGGAAGCAAGAAGAAGAGAUGAAGCUAGAAGAAGAGAGACUAGAAGAAGAGACAAGGAAGCAAGAAGAAGAAAGAAGGAUGCUGGAAGAAGAAAGAGUGAAGCUAGAAAAUGACAGAAAGAAGCAAGAAGCAGAUAAAAGGAAGCUAGAGGAAGAAGAGACAAUGAACCGUGUGCUAAUUGAAAAGAAAAUUAAGGAGUUUGAAGAAGGAUGGAUUUCAAACUUCGAAGCACAUAAUUGUGGGGUUCAUAUGCUUUCUAUGAAGGUGCUUGAUGUUGAAAAUGAGGUAAAACACUUCAAGGAAUUGCUUGCAAAACAAAAGGUUUCUGAAGAUACAAAAUGCGCUCCAAAUGAGUGAUUGUCUGGUCGGUAAGUCAAUGAAUUGAAUCAUGUUACUAAUAGGUUAAUGGAGAGGAACGUUUAGCCAAAAAAAUUAUAGUUUCUGCACCUCUUUUUCUUCCUAGUUUAUAGAUUUAUGUAUUUAAAUCUUUAGUAUGUGUUGAUAUGUUAAGAUGGCGGCAGAUCAUUUUAGUAGGCUAGAAAUGCUAUACUAUGUUGUCUGCUUGUGAUCACUCAUCAUUUAUGAACGUGCAAUUUGUGCUUCUUGUUUGCCGUUAAAUAUGAGCAAUGAAUUUGCUAAUUCCCUGCCCCCAAGCUCCUCUGUAUUUGGGAUUACGCAAAUUAACUAUUGCCUGAUGAGUUGUUUCUGGGGUGAACUUCUUUGAUAGGUGGUGUCUGCAAACUUGUUCCUUAUUUGUUAUGUUAGCCAUUUACUUGUUUCUUCUUUUAAAACAUGUUUUGUACACUUUCUCAUGAUUGCUAAAAAAAUGA
Molecule: messenger RNA, 2297 nt
Organism: Pistacia vera
Lineage: Eukaryota; Viridiplantae; Streptophyta; Magnoliopsida; Sapindales; Anacardiaceae
Product: golgin subfamily A member 6-like protein 6
Source: RefSeq, a predicted model, not a curated record